Molecule: messenger RNA, 3150 nt
Organism: Limulus polyphemus (Atlantic horseshoe crab)
Lineage: Eukaryota; Metazoa; Arthropoda; Merostomata; Xiphosura; Limulidae
Product: nephrin-like
Exons: 13
Coding region: 271-2751 (826 amino acids)
Molecular function (GO): protein binding
Source: RefSeq, a predicted model, not a curated record
AGUCAGUAGCGUAGCUAUCUCUUUGCUGACACCGUACCGUUUGGUUAUAUAUCUGUUCAAACAUUUGUAAGAUAGAGCGGUGAAUCGUUAUUCCAGAGCAAGUAGUGAUCAGAAUUGUGAAGGGACGAUUACUAGAAUACGAUACUUACCUCAGCCAUUCUACGUCUUCAAGAAACGUAAACCUUCUAAAGGGUAAUACAAAUGGCUGUAAUUUGUAAAUUUUAAACUGUAAAAUACACACACCCGUCUUCAAUAAGCAACUAGUUAAGUAUGAUACUUCGUUGGACUCAGGGUCUUCUUUUGAUGUUCUUCUCUACUUUUCACGACUGUAUAGGUACAACUGAGAAAGAAAAAAUAGUAGGUAUUGCCGGCUUCAAGGUAGCAUUACCAUGUAACAUUACUCCACCAUCUCCAAACGACGAGCUUCUACUUAUACUGUGGUACAGGGGAGACACUUCUAAUCCACUAUACACCAUGGAUGCUAGAAGAGGCGUUACAAACCACACCAGACAUUCUUCAGCUGAUGGGUUGUCUGGUAGAGCUUACUUCAGUAUCGUGGAUAGACCAGCUGUACUAAUCCUUGAACCGGUAUAUGCAGCUGACGCCGGGACAUACAAAUGUAGAGUAGAUUUCCGAAUAGCCAGGACUAGAUAUUCCAAAGCGGAGCUGUCAGUAAUAGUUCCUCCGAAGAAGCCUAUAAUCACUGACGGCAAGGAAAAUGUCCUGGAAAGUUUGAUCGGUCCCUAUAAUGAAGGAGAUAGUUUGACAUUAGUUUGCGAAAGUGAAGGAGGAAACCCACCUUCUUCUGUCAUCUGGUGGAGAGACUCGAUGAUAGUGGAUGACAGUUUUCACACUGUCUCUCAAUCUAUAGUUCAGAAUAUUUUCGUUAUCAAAACUCUGAAUAGGCGACAUCUGAUGGCUACGUUUUCUUGUCAGGCGUCGAAUAACAAUCAAUCACCUCCAGUUUCAACAACGGUGACAAUUGAUAUGAAUUUCAAGCCUCUUGCUGUGUGGAUUGAAAAUAGCAAUCGACCACUAUCAACCCAAAAACCUAGCAAGCUAGUUUGUAUCGGAAUAGGAUCACGUCCUACUGCGCAGCUAACCUGGUGGAUUGGAGGGAAAAAGCUUGAAAGUGCCAAAAAGACGUCUCCAUUUGAUGAUAACCAUAGUGAGAAUAAGACCAUCAGUGUUCUAAUAUUAAAACCAAAUAUUGAAGAUAACGGCAGAUAUCUAUCAUGCAGAGCAGAAAACCCAUUAAUCCCAAAGAGUGAAAUAGAAAGCGGUUGGAAAUUGGAUGUACACUAUAUCCCUCAACUUACCCUUCGUCUAGGAAGUAAAUUACGCCACAGUCAUAUUCAAGAAGGUAACGAUGUUUAUCUAGAAUGUAAAAUUCGAUCAAACCCCCCCUCCUCUGAAAUAGUUUGGAGAUUUGAUGGUCACGAGCUGAGUACCAACACUUCAGCUGGAAUUAUAAUUAGCAAUCAAUCUUUGGUAUUGCAAAAGGUUAAAAGAAGCAACAGAGGACAUUAUACCUGUUCAGCCUUGAAUAGCGAGGGAAGAGGUGAAAGUAAUACAGUAUUUCUUAGAGUACAGUAUAAACCUCAAUGCAAAAAUGACCAGAGGUUUCUGUACGGGACGUCAAAGAACGAGGCUGUUAAUGUCUCAUGUGGCGUUGAAGCCGACCCACCUGAUGUCAGAUUUCGUUGGAAAUUUAAUAAUUCAGGCCAUGUGGUAGACAUUCAAAAUUAUUACCAGGAAAACUCCAGAAGUUUAGCAACUUAUACUCCUAGGACACAGUACGAUUAUGGCUCAUUGUUGUGUUGGGCAACAAACGCUGCUGGUUCACAAGAUAUCCCAUGUGUUUUUAGCAUAAUACCUGCAGGAGCACCGGAUCCUCCAAAGAAUUGUACCGUGGUGAAUAAAUCAGAAUCUUCUUUUAGAAUCGAAUGCUUAGAAGGCUAUAACGGAGGACUCCCCCAAUAUUUCACGAUGGAAGUUCGUGACAAAUAUCUAGAAUCUGUCUUACUCAAUUUAACAACCAAACAACCAGUUUUUACAGUCGACGGUCUUCGCUCAGGAAAGACUUUUGUUGUAACCAUUUCAUCAGUAAAUGUCAGAGGAAGAAGUCACAGAGUGAUGCUGAAACCAAACACGCUCCAUGUUCCAGAAACUCUAACACAUAAAGAUGCAAAAUGGUCUGCGAAAGUUAGUCCUGUGUUAAUAGUCUUGAGUGGAUUGACUGGAGGACUACUUUUAGUAGUCAUCAUUGUAUUUCUCAUUUUGCGAUAUCGCAACUCAAACGGACACCAGUCAAAAGAAGGCAUAUUAAAGAAUGACACUAUACCGAACAGAUACGGAAAGAAUGACCAUAACUUUACAGAUAUGUCCUCUCAGAAGUGUCCGGAUAUCAUCCCAGAGACAACUGUACUUUCAGGAGAAAAUCAGCUUAGGAAUUUCAGUAGAUAUGAAGACUUCAAGAAAGAUUAUGAUUCACGAGUUGAAGACAACUGGCCAGAUAAAGAUACCAUAGCACCUGAUACUUGUAGAUCUCAAGUUCUUGAAAUGGUCCCCCCUCGCCCUUCAAGCGUUUCGGUGGCAGAAGGACAUCAGACAUUGUUGAAAACACAGUUUUUUCGGUCACCUGUUGAGAAGCCAAGUUUGACAGAAAACAUUUCCAGUCCAGUUUGUAUCCAUUUGACUACCAACAAAAGUGAAGCUGAAUUAACUCUCGUAACGAGAGAAACGGAUUGAUAAAAGCUGUUCCCGAGACCCUGAAAAUGUGCAGAAUUUACCUGAAUAAUGUUUACAGCCUCAUUUAUAUUGUUUGAAUAUUUUCGGGGACUCUGUCGUGAAACAGACAUCGUUAUUAAAACCCGAAACGGAGAAAACUGUAAUUUCAUUUAUAAUAUGUUUCUUUAGUGUCAUGCCGAUGUUUCUGCAGUGAAAUUAAAGAAAUAUCUGUAAAAAUACGUGCAUCUGUUUAUAUCUCAAAGUUGAGCGUAAAAUAUUAAAAUGCUUUGUUGUCAGAUUUUAUAUGUAGCUUAAAAUAAAUAAUCUUUUAUGUGAAUAUACUACUGGUCGUUUCUAUUUAAUAUUUAGUUUCAUUACAAAUGUAACUAAUAAGUAAUAUAUAUAUCCUUGCAACAUACC